CAUGUCAGCGGAUCAGGGUCCGGUCACCUCCAUGGACGUGGACGUGGCUUUUCUCAAAUCCAAGAGGGGGAUCCUGAAGGCAGCAGAGAUGGUGACUCUGUUUGCAGCUUUUGUGUGUUUCACGGUCGCAUCCAGACCAAAGUACAUCACAGCCACGGUGCUGGAGCUGCUCAUCACCUCACUGCUGCUGCUGCUGUACCUGUUCAAACUCAACAAGAGGCUGACCUUCUUCUUCUGGCCUUUAGUUGACGUUUGCAAUUCGGUCUUUGCAGUCGUCUACUUUCUUGUCUUGAGCCUGUUGGCCAUGAGCACACACACCGUCACAGGCACGCUGGUGGGAGGGAUUUUCGCCCUGGUGUUGGCUGCUCUGCUCAGUGCAGACGGCUUCAUUCUCAUCAGGAACAUCACAUUCAACCAGCCGAGAGGUGAAGGCCAGAGUCCAAACAGUCAAUAAGUGAAUCGAUCACAUCAAAUCAAUGCAGUGGAUCAUGAAUUGGUACUUUAAAUAUAUGUGUAACGUGUAACACCAGCAGCUACUUCUACUUAUGAGUACUGGAAUGUACUGUGAUGCUGUUCUGCAAUAAUACGUUUUGAAGGUUUACUUUAAAGUUUGCAGUUUGCAGCAUAUUUAAGAUUCUUGCUGUAAGUAUUAAGUGACUUCACAU
Messenger RNA from Limanda limanda (common dab), 665 nucleotides. Its product is annotated as chemokine-like factor. Gene Ontology annotation, cellular component: membrane. The coding region runs from base 2 to 454 and encodes 150 amino acids. The transcript is spliced from 4 exons. The record is from RefSeq and is a predicted model, not a curated record. NCBI's taxonomy places the organism in Eukaryota, Metazoa, Chordata, Actinopteri, Pleuronectiformes, Pleuronectidae.